Messenger RNA from Olea europaea var. sylvestris, 4777 nucleotides. RefSeq lists its product as uncharacterized. Bases 239 to 4477 code for a protein of 1412 amino acids. The record is from RefSeq and is a predicted model, not a curated record. Gene Ontology annotation, biological process: tRNA methylation. NCBI's taxonomy places the organism in Eukaryota, Viridiplantae, Streptophyta, Magnoliopsida, Lamiales, Oleaceae. Gene Ontology annotation, molecular function: protein binding. The transcript has 20 exons. Gene Ontology annotation, cellular component: cytoplasm.
GUAUGCGAAUGGCAAUUAUGAUAAAUGUUCCCAUUUGGCAAAGCAUCAGACUGAAUGUCGGAAAGUCGCGUGUUCGAUCCACGCUUACCGCACGCACUUUUGUUUUGCGCCUUGUUACUCCUUUUUGGUAAGCGCUCGAUGAUUUUAGCGAACGCCGCCUCCUCCGAUAGUUACCUUUCGCUUUUAAGGGAAUUCCCGCAGCGGUGAAACCCUACUCUAUUUUCCCGCUGCAGUGGCCAUGAGCGAGGCUGAGCAAGCAGAGUGGCAACUCCGUCGUGGCCCUUACCUUGGAGAAAUCUCUGCCCUCUGUUUCCUCCACCUUCCCCCUCAUCUCUCCUCUCUUCCUUUCCUCCUAGCUGGAACCGGCUCACAGAUUCUGGUGUACGAUUUAUCGAGUGGAAAGAUGAUAAACUCUUUUCAAGUCUUUGAUGGAAUUCGAGUUCACGGGAUCACUUUGGACAAUUCUCUCAGACAACUGACAGGCUCUGCUUUUACAUUACGAAUUGCCAUUUUCGGAGAAAGGAGAGUGAAGCUUUUUAAUUUGCAAAUUGAACAAGACAACCAACAGUUUCCAUGUUUUCAUUUAGCACUAAGUCUUAUUCAUGCACUGCCAAAAGUAGGUCACUGGGUGCUGGAUGUUUGCUUCUUGAAGGAGGACGGUGCAACUACUAGCAAAUGGAGCCGUUAUCUUGCAAUUGGAUGCAGCGACAACUCUGUGUGCUUCUGGGAUAUUUUUAGAUGUAAUAUGUUCUCUGAUGUAAAAUCCUCAGAGAGGUGCCUAUUGUAUUCCUUGCGGAUGUGGGGGGAUAAAGUUGAAUCACUCCUUAUCGCAUCUGGUACAAUCUUUAAUGAGAUUAUUGUGUGGAAAGUGGUUUCUUGGAAUCAUGCUACAGUCCUUGAAAAUCCUGUGGAAAACAAGGUGCAAUCGAUUAUUGAUGUGGAUUUCCAGCUUCCUGGUCCGAAGUAUGCAGAUGUUCUUAUAAGUAGGCUUGUAGGACACGAGGGUUCAAUCUUUCGCAUUGCAUGGUUUCCUAAUGGAUUGAAACUGGUAUCCGUUUCUGAUGACCGUAGUGCUCGCAUUUGGGAAAUUCAUUCUGAAAAAGCAAGUUCCUACAACCUAACAGACGACAGUGUCAAUCACUUGACUGGCCCUGUACUGUUUGGGCACAAUGCCAGAAUUUGGGACUGCUGUAUAUAUGACUCGUUAAUCAUCACUGCUGGCGAGGAUUGCACAUGUCGAGUUUGGGAUCUUGAUGGAAGAGAACUUGAUAUGAUCAGGGAGCAUAUCGGGAGGGGAGUAUGGAGAUGUUUGUAUGAUCCGCACUCUUCACUUCUUGUUACUGCUGGGUUUGAUUCUUCAAUAAAAGUUCACCUUCAUAAAUCUUCUAAGGGUUUAGAACUGAGCAAGGGGGAAGAGGAUUUCGUUGACAGAAAAGAAACCUUUACUCUGCUUAUACCCAAUUCUUCAGAGCAUGUUGACCUCAUGGACAGCAAAAGUGAAUAUGUCCGCUGUUUACACUUCUCACGUGAAGAUUCUCUCUAUGUUGCCACUAACAAAGGUUACCUGUACCAUCUUGGCCUAUUUGAUAAUGGUGCCUUCAAAUGGACUGAACUUAUCCGCAUCAGUGAGGAGGCGCCAAUCAUUUGUAUGGACUUGUUAUCAAACUGUUCAAACUUUUCUGAUGAAGUUGAAGAUUGGGUUGCUGUUGGAGAUGGUAAGGGAAGUAUGGCAAUCCUCCAAAUUGUUUGUGGUGCUCGGAACCCAAAAGUUGAAUUUGUUUACACCUGGUCUGCUGAAAAGGGAAGACAUCUAUUGGGCACUUAUUGGUGCAAGUCACUAGGAAAUAGGUUCAUCUUCACUGUUAGUCCUGGAGGUAGCUUGAAGUUAUGGAGAUUAGGGCACACUUUGCAAUUUAGUGCUGUCAGUGGAUCAAGGAGUUGUGACGUGUGCCUAAUUGCAGAAUUCAUCUCAUGCUUUGGAAUGCGGAUACUGUGUGUGGAUGCAUCUUUUGAUGAAGAGGUACUAGCAUGUGGGGACAUACGCGGUAAUCUGAUACUUUUUUCUUUACCAAGAGUCCUACUGUUGGGCACUUCUGUUGCUGCAGAAGUCAAAGCAUCUCCAUUGAACUAUUUCAAAGGAGCUCAUGGAAUAUCAAGUGUAUGCAGUGUAUCAAUUGUCAGUCUUUGUUCUGGUCAAGUUGAAAUACACUCGACUGGAGCAGAUGGUUGCAUAUGCUAUUUGCAGCAUGAUAGAGAUCUGCUCAGUUUGGAAUUUAUAGGGAUGAAACAAGUGAAAGAAUUAAGUGUAGUCCGAUCAAUCUUCUCAACCACCAACUGUUCUGACAAUUCAGCAGUUGGCAACUAUGCAGUUGGUUUUGCAUCUUCCAAUUUCUUAAUAUGGAACAUAACUGCAGAAAACAAGGUGAUACAAAUUUCAUGUGGAGGAUGGCGGCGUCCUCAUUCAUAUUAUCUUGGUGAUAUACCAGAGAUGAAAAACUGCUUUGCAUUCGUUAAGGAUAAUAUCAUACAUGUCCACAGAUGCAGGGUGACAGAAAAUGAGAGACAGAUAUAUCCUCAAAGUCUGCAGUUGCAGUUUCAUGGCAGGGAGAUACAUUCCUUGUGUUUUAUUUUUGGAUGUUCACUGUCCAGUUCAGAAAAGGGGCAGUGCUUUCUUUCUAGACAUUCUUGGAUUGCAACAGGUUGUGAAGAUGGAACUGUGCGAUUGACUGGGGCUGAGCCAGGUAAGGAGAAUUGGUUGACUUCCAAACUACUAGGAGAACAUGUUGGUGGAUCGGCUGUACGUUCAAUAUGCUCAGUGUCGAAGAUAAAUAUCUUUAUGUCAGAUUUGUUGGGUAUGCCUGAUGUGGUUUACAGACAAAAUGGGACCUUAGAAGAGCAAGAGAUUCCUUUCAUUUUAAUAUCUGUUGGUGCAAAACGGGUAGUAACUGCAUGGAAACAAAUAAUUAGGACGAGCAACAAAAGAGUAGACACAAAAUAUAGCGAACUAGAUACUAAACAUGAAAAAAGCUUUAGCUCAUCUUCAGCAACAAUGCCAUUAUUGUCCUUCCAAUGGCUCUCCACUGAUAUGCCAUCCAAAAGUACUAGUUAUGCAAAACGACAAAACACGAAGGGAGUUUUUGAAACAGCUGAAAAUGCUUGCAUUAUGAAGUCCAAUGCCGUAUCUGGUGAAUCACAUUCUUCAGAAUGCAGGAAGAUGGACCAUGGAGAUAAAUUUGAAAAUGACUGGAGAUAUCUAGCUGUUACUGCUUUUCUAGUUAAAGUUUCUAAGUCCAGGAUCUCUGUCUGUUUCGUUGUUGUUGCUUGUUCAGAUGCUACAGUUACAUUACGGGCCCUUGUAUUACCUUAUAGGCUCUGGUUUGAUGUGGCCUCAUUAGCUCCUUUGUCAUCACCUGUCCUAGCUUUGCAGCAUGUAGUGGGUCCUAAGCUUCUGCCAUCUAAAGGAAACGUACAGAUUGGGAAUCUUUACAUUGUUAUUAGUGGAUCUACUGAUGGAAGUAUUGCCUUUUGGGAUCUGACUGAAUGUGUUGGAAAUUUUAUGCAACGAAUAUCAACCUUCAAAACUGAAAACUACAUAGAAUUUCAGAAAAGGCCACGCACAGGCAGAGGAAGCCAAGGUGGACGAUGGUGGAGAUCCAUAAAUAAUCAUAAUUCAAAGAAAAAAACAGGUGGCUUAAAAUCAGUUGGUCAUCAUGUUUUGGACGGAAAAUCUGACAAUGAUUUGAUCUCCACGGAAACUGCAGAAUCUAGCAAUGAAAUGCAAAAUUAUAUUUGCCCAUCAUCAAACAUGUCCUUUCCUGAACAAAGAUGUUCUCCUGUUUAUCCCCAAGUUUCAGAGAAUUCUUCACUUGUUAUGGAAGAAAAAAGAGAUGAUUCAUCAACAGAAAUGUCUGCAGUAGCUGCCAUACAUGUUUUGAAUAAUGUUCAUCAGUCCGGGGUCAACUCUCUUAGUGUUUCUUAUAUAGAGGACCCAGUUAUUUGUGAUUCUGGGUUUUCAUUCUAUGUUGUAAGUGGGGGUGAUGAUCAAGCACUUAGCUUUCUUAGAUGUGAUUUGGAAAUAAAUCACACAGGCCUGCACUCUGAGAAUUUUACUGCAGAAAAUCAUUGUGUGACUUCAACAGCGAGUAAUAACGAGUCUAGUUACAGUUGUCAAAUCCAAAACCAUCAGAUAAAGUUUUUAUCCCUGGAUAAGGUCAACUCAGCUCAUAGCUCUGCUGUCAAAGGUGUAUGGACCGAUGGGCGUUGGGCGUUUUCUACUGGUCUUGAUCAGCGUGUCAGGUGUUGGAACCUUGACCGUGGUAGACUCGAGGAGUGUGCUAAUUUAGUUAUUAGUGUUCCAGAGCCAGAAGCAUUGGAUGUUAAAGCCUGUGGAAGAAAUUAUUAUCUGAUUGCAAUCGCUGGAAGAGGAAUGCAAAUGGUUGAAUUCUUUCCACCAGGUGGAAUGGACGGUGAAGAAUAGGCCAGCUUUCAUCCGAGUGUGAAAGCACGUGUAGUUUUGUGCUAUAUGAGCAAUCAUCAUGCUGAGAUACUCUGUCAUCCUUUCCAUUAAUAAUUAUUUGAAAUUCGUUAUUAGUAGUUGAUUCUCCGAGAAGAAGUAAAAUGUUUAAAAUUUGCGGGCAUAUCAGAAUGUGAAAAUAAGAUUUUCAUUUCACUUACUUGUUAUGUUUCCCUCGGGGUAAUCUCACAGAUGACAUAUAGUAGUUAACGUAUGUAAAACAAUGUCUUAUUCAUGUAGUUUAGUCCCUGAAACUUGAUUUCA